GUCUACCAUACGCCUAUGGGUCUGCCUCCUUUACCAACUCCACGAUAUCGUCGUUAUCUCAACGGUCAUCAAAGCAAUUUGGAUCGCGCGAUUUCGCAGGAAGUUCUGGCUGAAAGACGCCGAAUUGACCGCAAAAUGGAUGAUUUGCUGGCCUAUCGACUUCCCGAUCCAAUGAUUUACGAUAGCUUGAAGAGUAGUCUUCGCAAAGUUCAUGACAAAAUGGAUAUACAUCGUUCACUACUAGAUCGAUAUUCAGCAAUCGAUAUGCACGACGGGGGCCUCACUGUGGAAGAUAGGAUUAAUGCCAAAUGCCGAGAAGUCAGCGAUCGCAUGGCGAGAUAA
Messenger RNA from Rodentolepis nana, 342 nucleotides. NCBI's taxonomy places the organism in Eukaryota, Metazoa, Platyhelminthes, Cestoda, Cyclophyllidea, Hymenolepididae. The record is from the annotation of a GenBank genome assembly.